Brassica oleracea var. oleracea is the source of this 561-nucleotide messenger RNA. RefSeq lists its product as uncharacterized. Bases 1 to 561 code for a protein of 186 amino acids. The record is from RefSeq and is a predicted model, not a curated record. The transcript has a single exon. NCBI's taxonomy places the organism in Eukaryota, Viridiplantae, Streptophyta, Magnoliopsida, Brassicales, Brassicaceae.
AUGGUUGCUAAGGGGAGUUCAGGACCGAGACAGCUCUCCAUAAGCAUCUCUGCGACUGUUUCAGAGGCCUGUAAUGACAGGGGAUGGUUACUAAGGGGAGCCCGCUCUCCUCUAGCUGAGGAACUGCAGACUUAUCUCACCACUGUUCCCUUUCCCACUCUAAAUCUAAUGGACGAUACCCCCACUCUAAAUCUAAUGGACGAUACCUAUGUGUGGGACAUCAACGGUGAUGAAUUGCAAGAAUUCUCCACCAGCAAAACCUGGGAAGCUGUUCGAAACAGAGAACCAGAGCAGCAAUGGACACAAAGCAUCUGGUUCAAGGGUCAUGUCCCCCGACACGCGUUUACUGCCUGGGUUAUCUACCAAGAUCGCCUUCCCACCAGAUCAAGGCUGCUGAAAUGGGGUAUGAACAUCUCUCCCUCUUGUUGUUUAUGCGAUGCAGCGGUGGAGGACAGAACCCAUNNNUGCGCAGACUUGGAUACUCUUUCAGGGCAUUCCAUACUUGGACCUCCUUCACCGAAUGAGUGUCACUUCGUGAUACAGUCACCAGCAGGACUCUAA